AUGGACAUUGACGACAUCCUGCGGGAAGUCGACCCGACAUUCCACGCCGUGCCGCAGGAGAAGCGCGAUCUCCAAGACCUGACGCGCGCCUGGGUCGCCGAACGAUCUGCCCCCGAGCUCCUUCCCUGGCCAGCCAACGGCCUCUUCGAGCGCAUCAACGAUGCCAUCAAGCGGCAGAUCGAGAAGGUCGAGGAGAUGACGGGCGACAUGGACCCCAAGACCAACUUCGCCCUGAUCGUGAUCCAGACCGAGCUCGAGCGCUACCGCUACCUGGUGCGCAGCUUCCUGCGCGCCCGCCUGGCCAAGAUCGACCGCCACGCGCUGCACUACCUGUCGACCGACGCCCUGCGCGCCCGCCUGUCCGACGUCGAGCUGGCCUACGCCACCCGCCACCAGGCCCUGCUGCACAACCACUACCUGUCCUCCUUCCUGUCCGCCUUCCCCGCGAACCUGCAGAACCUGAACGACACCGCCGGCGGCAUGAGCAUGAUCGACGCGCCGGAUCUCGAGACCGCCGUGUUCAUCCGGCUGCUGAAGGACACCGUUGUGGCCGGCCGCGGCGUCGACUCGGAUGCCGACGUCGACGGGAGGGAGAGCGAUAUCAUGAUCCUGCGCUGGUCCGACGCGAAACCGCUGGUCGAGGCUGGCAGCGCCGAGCUGGUGUGAGGCUGCGGGCGGGUUGAGCAGCGUGGAUUCGAGGGCGGGAGACCACCCCGCUUCACCAAGUUGGGCCAUGCGAGACGGCUCUUCUGACGUGCCUGUUUGGGGCGCCGAAAGGUGGAUUCCCCCCUCCAGAGUCAUGACAACAGACAUCGACUGCGUGUCCCGAGCUGGAGUCGCUGCGACCCCUCUCCGUGUACAGGAGACCGCCGUCCCCUCACACGAAGGAAUACUCAAGGCUUAGGGAAAGGCUCCGCCACUGCGACAAUCCUCGGACCCAACUUCGCGACUCCAGCUUGAGGCGCUGUUAGGACUUGCGUCGCCCCAGGAUCGCAUCUACCCUGCGACUCCGGGGUUGGUCGUCUACGCGAGGAUCCUAGACUUGAACCUUCCAGCUCGCGCAAGCCGAGCCCGCACAUGGAGGUGCUGCACCCCGUGGUUAAGACUUAGUCCAGUGGGUGAUUGUAUAACACAUGUUGGCUAAAGGGAAAACGGUGUGGCAGUCUACACUAUGUACACUGUCUCACCCUUGCUCAAUCAGGACCGGGAAAAGCAUCAGAGACGGCAACUGUUGACCUUCGCCAGCGCCCCGUUCGCAGCCGAACAUCAGCUCGACAUUGUUGGCCAAGUUCUCGAUGGCUUCACCUCCAUACCACCGAUGAAGCA
Molecule: messenger RNA, 1326 nt
Organism: Thermothielavioides terrestris NRRL 8126
Lineage: Eukaryota; Fungi; Ascomycota; Sordariomycetes; Sordariales; Chaetomiaceae
Exons: 2
Coding region: 1-666 (221 amino acids)
Biological process (GO): DNA-templated DNA replication; double-strand break repair via break-induced replication
Cellular component (GO): GINS complex
Source: RefSeq, a predicted model, not a curated record